Messenger RNA from Acanthoscelides obtectus, 3111 nucleotides. Lineage: Eukaryota; Metazoa; Arthropoda; Insecta; Coleoptera; Chrysomelidae. The record is from the annotation of a GenBank genome assembly.
AACGUUUUUACGCGGAAGACUGAAAUGGCGCGCUUUACAAAUUCGCGUCACAGUGAUUGAUGCGAGUAAACUGGUGGGUCUAUGUUGUCAACGGGUCCCAAUAGGCAAAUACUACGUUGUUUUACGGAAAUCUCAUUUUAUAGAAAAAUGUUAUAUAUAACGUUGUUCCGGCCGACCCUUCAAUUGCUGUUGUUGACCACGCUUUCUCAGUGUGAUGGCCUACCACCUCCAUUGCUGAUGGCACUGGUACUGGCAACGCGCCAAUUCUUCAUCAGCUUUCGGUCAGUCCAGUUUCGCUCAGUUUGCGUCAUCCUCGCUGCCUUCCAUCAUAUACCCAUAAAGAAAUAACACAUGUGUGUUCAUCAAAGAGAUAACAUAUAAUUACUAUUAUUGCGCUAUCAAUGUGAAGUAAUUCUGUGUCAUAAUUACGUACUUUGGACAAUUUUUGUUAAGCGUAUGAUAUGUUGAAUAUUUGAAUCUUAUCUUUAUAUAUUCGUUGGUUUGGCAUCAGUAUUAUAUUUGUUGUGUUUUUGUGAAUAGUUUUUUGUGAAUUCUGGUUGUUUUUUUUAAAAGAAGAAUGAAGGUACCAAGGCUCUUCGUGGACGCUUGCUUCUGUUUCAGCAAACACAAUAUCAGGAUACCAACACUUGCAUCAACGGCCAACUUUUCACAAAGAAGAGGCAUCUACACUUUAGAUCCAGUAGAUCACCAGGAACCUGCAUUUGGUAAGAUUUUGAUAGCCAACAGAGGAGAAAUAGCAUGCAGGAUCAUCAAGACAGCGAAGAGGAUGGGGAUCAAAACGGUUGCAGUUUAUUCAGUGGCUGAUUCUCAGUCGUUGCAUGUGAAAAUGGCAGACGAAAGCGUAUUCAUUGGUCCAUCACCAGCUUCAGAAUCAUAUCUGAUUAAGGAGAAAAUACUGGACGCUAUUGCAAGAACUGGUGCCGAAGCUGUUCAUCCAGGGUAUGGAUUUCUGUCAGAAAAUGCUGCCUUUGUAGAACAGUUGGAAUCAGACAACAUAUCGUUCAUAGGCCCUUCGGCAUCCUCAAUCACAGGCAUGGGUGAUAAGCUGGAAUCAAAAAGAUUGGCCGCCGCUGCAGGUGUCAGCACAAUUCCAGGUUUCGAUGGGGUUGUUAAGGAUGCAGAACAUUGUGUGCAAAUAUCCAGAAGUAUCGGUUAUCCAGUCAUGAUCAAGGCAAGUGCAGGAGGGGGAGGUAAAGGAAUGAGAAUCGCUCGGAAUGAUGAUGAUGCUCGGGAUGGUUUCAAGCUCUCUACUCAAGAAGCCUUAUCUAGCUUUGGAGAUAGUCGGAUGUUAGUGGAAAAGUUCAUAGAUAAUCCUAGGCAUAUAGAAAUACAAGUAUUAGGAGACAAGCACGGUAAUGUUAUCUACUUAAAUGAAAGAGAAUGCAGUAUACAAAGAAGAAACCAAAAAGUUAUAGAGGAGGCUCCAAGCGUUUUUUUGGACGAAGCAACAAGGAAAGCCAUGGGCGAACAAGCAGUAUCGUUAUGUAAGAAAUUAGGCUACUACUCAGCAGGAACAGUAGAAUUCUUAGUAGAUCAAAACAGAAACUUCUAUUUUCUGGAAAUGAAUACUAGGCUUCAAGUAGAACAUCCCAUUACAGAAUGUAUUACCGGAGUCGAUCUAGUACAACAAAUGUUAAGAGUCGCUAAAGGCCACAAACUUAAUAUUUCUCAAAAUGACAUAAAGAUAAAUGGUUGGGCUAUGGAAAGCAGAGUGUACGCCGAAGAUCCCUACAAGAGUUUCGGUCUACCUAGCAUUGGAAGAUUAUAUCGAUAUAUAGAACCGACCCAUCUGGCAGGAGUCAGAUGCGACAGUGGCAUUGAGGAGGGUUCAGAAAUUAGUGUUUAUUACGAUCCUAUGAUCUGUAAGCUCGUUUGUUAUGGAAAAGAUAGGAAAGAAUCCAUUGAGAGAAGUAUAAAAGCGCUAGAUUACUAUGUAAUAAGAGGUGUUAUCCAUAACAUUCCUUUACUGAGGGAUAUCUUAACGGAACAGAAGUUUAAUAAGGGUGAUAUUAGUACUAAUUAUUUGCCGCAGGUGUAUCCAGAUGGAUUCAAAGGAAAACAGUUGGACGUAAAAGAUAAGCAAAAACUUCUAGCCAUGGCUUGUUCACUCUUCGCAACUAAUGAUCUCAGAAACAGGCAGUUCCUAAACGUACCACAGGUGAAAAUUGAUAAAAAACCUGCAGAAGAGUGGAAGUUAUACGUAGAACUGAAUGAGGAAAAGUACAAGCUCGAUGUAACUCAAUCCAACGGCGAAUUCAAAAUCAACGUCAAUGAUGAAGAAUACGUCAUCAGGAAAGAAGAUAUUGAUUUGGCGAAACCUUUGUUAGAAGUCAAGGUCAAUGAUGAAACUGAUGUUAUUCAGCUCUUGUCAAAAGAUGCUAGCGGAUAUUACCAAAUAAUAUACCAAGGUACCACUUACAAACUCUUCAUAUUGACGCAAAGAUCAGCGGAAUAUUUGCAUUUGAUGCCUGAAAAAAUUAAGUUUGAUGUAUCGAAGCAGAUUCGCUCUCCCAUGCCUGGGCUUGUCAAGAGUGUCAACUGCAAUGUUGGUGAUGAAGUCGUAGAAGGGCAAGAGCUAUGCGUUAUAGAGGCCAUGAAGAUGCAAAAUUCUAUGGUAGCAACCUCGAGUGGUAAAGUAAGAUGCGUCAACAUCCAUCCAGGUGACACCGUCGGUGAUGAUGAUAUUUUAAUUGAGCUUGCUUGAAUGUUAUUGUUGUUAUAUUUUGCUAUUUACAUUUUUCAAAAUACACUUUUUUAAUUAUGUUAAAAAUAGUUUCUUCUGAUAUUUUCCAAUACUAACAACCACUGCUACUGAAACUGGAGACAGUACAGUGUCAAAAAUAUUCAUUAAACCAGUCAAAAUUUUAAUUGUCAAUUAAAAAACUUAAUUAACUAGUGACAGCUAACAAGAUCAAUUAGCUUAAUUUAAAAAACAGUUUACUUAACCCUAUGACACUAGUUUAAUUAAACCAAAACACAACCGUUUAACUAAAUGUAUUAAACCGUUUACUUAGAUUGAUUACACCAAUUUAUUUAAAAUAGUUGAACUAUUAAAAUGAGCUUGUCUGCUGUAGAAAAUGUGAUGUCGGC